CUCAGUCAAGGAAGACUGGCGUGUGCAGUCCAUCAUCAGGUAGGUUAGGCGAGUAUCCCCAACCUUGUUCAUACAACGCUCAUGGAACAUCAUCUUCCAUAGUUGCAGUGCUGUCUUUCCAGCACAGGACCUGCACUUGAUAGUGAAUUCAUGCACCAAACUUAUGACGUGAGCGUGCGGUACCUAAUACCGCCGCGUCUGUUAACAGAACUGUACCGCAGACAGCGACAGUGCAGGGGAGAGGAUGGAGAAGACAGUGCCCACCGAAGAGAACAAGAUAACUAAGCAAGAGCAAAUAUCUUCAAUGUCGUCAGGUGUACUGGAAAAAUUGUUUGGGAAACGCCUCUCGCAGGCCAGGCAGUACAUCAUGUCCCAUAAAUCCUGGCUGAAAAUGGUUCCCACGGAAGACUGUGAUAUCCUAAUGACAUUCUCAGACUCCAUAGACGACCACACCUUGCUAUGGCUGUUGAACCAUAUCCGACUGGGAAUCCCACAAGCUACAAUCCAGAUCAGACAGCAUCAACACACACAGGGAUAUGCGUUCUGCAUUACAAGCUCAUUCGAGAACUUGCUGCGUGGUGCAGAGCUGUUGGGAAUGCACAAAGUGGUGAAACCACAGUACGGAGGCGGAACACGCAGGUUUUCCUGUGAGGAAGAUAACAUCUAUGAGAACAUAGAGAGCGAGUUGUGCUUUUUCACCUCACAGGAGCGUCAGAGUAUCAUCAAGUACUGGCUGGAUAACCUACGUGCCAAACCAGGGGCGGUCCUUCACAACAUCCACUUCCUGGAGGGACAACCAAUCAUUCCAGAGCUGGUGGCCAGAGGAGUAAUCUGUCAAGUGUUUCCUCUACACGAGCAACGGAUCCUCAGUCAGCUGAUGACGUCAUGGGUCCAAGCUGUCUGUGAGAGACAGCCUUUGGAUGACGUCUGUGAUUACUUUGGGGUGAAAAUCGGAAUGUACUUUGCCUGGCUGGGCUUCUACACCAACUCCAUGCUGUACCCUGCAGUCGUUGGCUUCCUGAUGUGGAUCCUGGCAGAGGCUGACCAGACCAGCCAGGACAUCUGCUGUGUAGUGUUUGCCCUUUUCAACGUGGUGUGGGCGACGCUCUUCCUGGAGAGAUGGAAGCGGAGAGAGGCCGAGCUGGCAUACAUGUGGGGAACACUGGACACACCUGCCGAGCCCCUUGAGGAGCCCCGUCGCCAGUUUCGGGGUGUGAAGCGAUGCAGUCCAAUAACAGGCUGCGAGGAGUUAUACUACCCACCCUGGAAGAGGACAAUGUUCAGGUGGAUGGUCAGCCUCCCCAUCUGUCUUCUCUGUCUCUGCUUUGUCUUCUUAGCCAUGCUUGUCUGUCUGGAGAUGCAGGAGUUUGUGAUGGAAAUUAAGGAAUUACCCAGUAUCACAAGAUUCAUUCCUAAAAUGUUGCUGGCCAUCGUUGUGACUGUAUGUGAUGAGGUGUAUAGGAAGAUUGCCCAUUGGCUCAAUUAUAUGGAGAACUACAGACUUCAGAGUGCCUAUGAGAAUAAUCUCAUCAUUAAAAUGGUUUUUUUUGAGUUUAUCAAUUCUUACCUUAGCCUUUUCUACAUCGGAUUCUACCUCAAGGACAUGGAGCGACUGAAGGAGACGCUAGCCACUCUCCUGAUCUUCCGCCAGUUCCUCCAGAACAUCAAGGAAGUGCUCCAGCCUUAUCUGUACGAGCAUCACAAACUAGGAGUAUUUACCCCCAAGGUCGUGUGGGAGAUUCUCCAGGCCAUAGUGCUCAAGUACAGCCGCCUGGCUCUAGGAAAGGCCCAGGCUUCAUGGACUAUCCAGUCCCUGCUAAGCCCCAAAGGCCCUGCCACACUUCCUGGACAGACAGAACAGAAGAAGAGAGGAGAUCUAAAAGCUGGCUAUAGGUUUACAGAGGCAGAGUGGGACAUAAAUUACACACUGAAGCAACGGAAGAUUAGCUUCAAUGAGAAGGUGCAUGUUGCCAGGGACAUUGCCUUGGCGACCCAGCCAGAGGACAGCUUCUUGGAGGACAGUCCCACGUUGGUGGAGGAGGGCAUGGAUCCUUCCAGCAUCUUUGAGAUAGUCACUGACAUUGACACUUAUGAGUCCUCUGAGACCAAGGAGACUAGUGUCUCCCCACCAAAUGGCUAUGACACGCUAGUAUGUCAGAGAUGGAAGAGUCCAAUCCCAGAGAAAGAGGCAACAAAGUCCUGGAUUGAACCGCCUGAUGAGCCCAAGUCUGUCAUUCUCAGCCAAGCAGAGGUUGAGAGCUGCAUGCAGACAUAUGAGGACACCCUGCAGGACUACCAGGAGAUGUUCAUCCAGUUUGGCUACGUGGUGCUCUUCUCCUCCGCCUUCCCGCUGGCUGCCAUGUGGGCCCUCAUCAACAACAUCAUCGAAAUCCGGAGUGACGCCUUGAAGCUCUGCACAGGCCUGCAGAGGCCCUUUGGCCAGAGGGUGGAGAGCAUUGGACAGUGGCAGACAGCAAUGGAGGCCAUGGGCUUGAUAGCCAUUAUGGUGAACUGUUAUCUCAUUGGCCAGUGUGGUCAGCUGCAGCGUCUCUUCCCCUGGCUGAGCCCUGAGAUGGUCAUCAUCUCCAUCGUGGUACUGGAGCAUUUUGCCAUCCUCCUCAAAUACGUCAUCCAUGUGGCCAUCCCUGAUAUUCCUGGAUGGGUCGCAGAUGAGAUGGCCAAACUAGAGUACCGUCGAAGGGAGGCUUUCAAGAAGCACGAGCGUCAGGCCCAGCAGCACUCCCAGCAGCAGCUGAGGAGGCAGCUUGAGGAGGAGGAGCUGCAGCGUCAGGUGGAGCUCCAGGCCAAGGCCCAGAAGGAAAGCGAGUACCACAAGGCUGACAACCAGCAUCACCAUGAGAAGACCCAGUGGAAGCCUGUGGACAAGCCCAAGAGACCCAGCUCUCUGCUGGGCAACAGCAAUGUAAUGAAGCUCAAGCAGAUCUUCCCCCAGCAGGGGAAGUUCUCCUCGGGCACGGCCCUCUCCCCUCAGUCCCUAACCGGGGGAGAAGCCAAACUAGCAGGCUUCCUCAGCUUCAAGUUCCGGAAGUCUCCGGAGUUGAAGAAGGAGCCGUUGUCGGUAACACCAGCACCGGGGACUGUGGUGACGGCUGCAUCCAUGAACCAGGAGAGGUCCCAGUCCCCCAACAGGACCUUCAGCCCAGGGAAGAUGUUCAGCUUUAGCAGAUCAGAGGGGGCAGUGGUGUGUGUGAACGGGCCUCAGCCGUCCAAACCAGGCGAUGCUACCCCCCAAACGACUCCUAACAGUCAGCCCACCAGGCAGGACCUGAAUACAACUCCCUCAGGUGAGUUGUUACCCUCGUCUGAGAGCGAGAGGGGAGAAACAAGACAAUCUAACGAUACUGACACUUCUGGCUCAAAGUGUUAGUCAAUCAUCAUGGCAAUAUGUAAAAUGUAAGAAAGGGAUGCAAAGAACAAUAACUUGUUAUUCUUGUCAACAUGGUUUAGGUCAUACUGAAUAAACUAAAUAAGCUAAGAUGUAAUGUAAGGUCAGAAUGUAAGGUCAAGUUUUGGGUUCAUUCUCCACCAUCCAAAUGAUAUGACAGUAAAUAUAGGCUAUAUCUGUUCUAUAUACUGACACCCUAAGUGGAUACUAUGUACAAAUUGUAACAGUUUACCCCCUUGAAUGAGGCCCGCCCUAGUACCAUAACUAAAUGCAGUUAUAAGACUGCAUGACUUGUGGUUCUGAUCAUCAUGAAGCAAUUCUGUAAGAUCUGGAUGGCAGUUUAUUCCAUCCCAUAUUUUGUCUUUCCAUUCAUCAGAUUUGAUGUGUAAAAAGCAUGGCGAAACAUCUGCAUGCCUGAAAUAAAUGUCUUAUUAAGCACCUUAUUAGCCAAAGACAACUUCUAUUCCUGCAAUAGUACAGAAUGAGUACAUUCACUGUGACUGACAGAUAUUCUAUUUUUCUCUUUUUCUUUGUUUUUCUAUUAAUUAUUUUAUUACAUGAAAUAGUGAAUGUACCUCAAUGAUGCAAAACACACUCCAAUAAACUUCAUGAGACCAGAGGAAUUGUAAUGCAUCACGUU
Molecule: messenger RNA, 4046 nt
Organism: Salmo salar (Atlantic salmon)
Lineage: Eukaryota; Metazoa; Chordata; Actinopteri; Salmoniformes; Salmonidae
Product: anoctamin-8-like
Biological process (GO): chloride transmembrane transport
Cellular component (GO): plasma membrane
Molecular function (GO): chloride channel activity
Source: RefSeq, a predicted model, not a curated record